AUGAUGAUAUAUGUUCAAUUUAUUGACUACAAUAUUUGGAAAGUUAUAGAAUAUGGUCCAUAUGCUCCCACUAAGACUAUUAAAGUAGACGGUAGUCUGGAUCAAACUCUCCCCAAAUCUAGAGAAGAAUACGAUGAUGAAGAUAAGAGAAAACUCUCAUUAAAUGCCAAGGCUAAAAAUCUACUUUAUUGUGCACUUGAUAGAAAUGAAUUUAAUCAAAUUAGUACAUGUGAUUCGGCAUAUGAUAUUUGGUAUGCUCUUGAAGUUACUCAUGUUGGAACAAGUAAAGUUAAGGAAACAAAGAUAAAUAUGCUAGUUAAAGAAUUUGAAGAUUUCUUUAUGAAACAAAACGAGUCUAUUGUUGACAUGAUUACUCGUUUUAUCGACAUUGUAAAUGGUCUUAAAGUUUUUCAUCAUAAAUUUACUAACAGUGAACUUGUGAGUAAAAUGCUUAGGUCCUUAUCAGAGGAAUGGAGUCCAUUGAGGACGUUGAUCGAGAAUACUAAGGAUGUAAAUACAUAUCCUUUGGAAGAGCUCUAUGGCACAUUAAUGACCUAUGAGCUAAAUAAUGCCGAGAUUAAGGAGAAAAUGAGAAAAAGCAAGGAGGAAUCAAAGAAGCCUCCUAAAUGA
Messenger RNA from Olea europaea var. sylvestris, 630 nucleotides. RefSeq lists its product as uncharacterized. The transcript has a single exon. The coding region runs from base 1 to 630 and encodes 209 amino acids. NCBI's taxonomy places the organism in Eukaryota, Viridiplantae, Streptophyta, Magnoliopsida, Lamiales, Oleaceae. The record is from RefSeq and is a predicted model, not a curated record.